This is a messenger RNA of Amaranthus tricolor (Joseph's coat), 1785 nucleotides long. RefSeq names its product mediator of RNA polymerase II transcription subunit 9. Bases 192 to 1340 code for a protein of 382 amino acids. Lineage: Eukaryota; Viridiplantae; Streptophyta; Magnoliopsida; Caryophyllales; Amaranthaceae. The record is from RefSeq and is a predicted model, not a curated record. The transcript is spliced from 7 exons. Gene Ontology annotation, cellular component: mediator complex.
AGUUUAAUUUUUUCUAAGUACUUACUCUGUCAUUCAGCGAACUGAAGAAAGGAAAAUCGAAGUUAACGGCCGUGAAAUUCUUCUGUUCCUGUCACUCUCUACCCUCAGUUUCUUCAUCUCAAGCGCAAUUUGAAGCUGUUAUUUCUCAUAAUUUUGCACAAAAUUUAUACUUUGGAGGAACUGGCAAAACCAUGGAUCCUCAUCAUCAUCAUCAUCAAUAUGGAGGAGGAAGUUGGACUAUGAUCCCCAACAUUUCCACCCAUACUAAUAACUUAUCUACUCCCUCGACACAAGAUUCUCUCUUUCUUUCGUCUCAAACCCAGCACCAGCAACAGUUUCAUCUCCAGCAGCAACCACAACAGCAACAAUAUAGCCUUCUGCAUCAUCAACAACAGCAACAGCAGUUUCAGUCACCACAAAAUCAACAAUUCGUCCAACAAUCUCCCCAGCAGCAGCAAACACAAUUUGUUCAGCCUUCUCCCCAACAAUUACAACAGCAAUAUGUUCAUCCCUCACCGCAACAGCAGCAACAGCAAUUUGUUCAUCCCUCACCGCAACAGCAGCAACAGCAAUUUGUUCAUCCCUCACCACAACAGCAGCAACAAUUUGUUCAUCCCUCACCACAACAGCAGCAACAACAGUUUGUUCAUCCUUCACCGCAACAACAGCAGCAAACUUUUGUUCACCCUUCGCCUCAACAACAGCAACAGCAGUUUGUGCAACAAUCACCUCAGCAACAAACGCAGCAACAGUUUCAACCUCAAGCACAGAAGUUUCAGCAGCAAUUUGUGCAGCAAUCACCUCAACAACAUCAACAAUUUCAGCAACCUACUCAGUUUCAGCAGCAACCACAACAGCAACAAUAUGUGCAGCAGUCACCACAACAGUCACAACAACUGCAACUUCAAUCACCACCUCAGCAGAAGCAGCUGCAAUCACCACCACAGCAGCAGCUGCUGCAAUCACCACCCCAGCAGCAGCAGCAAUUGCAGUCACCACAACAACAGCAAUUGCAGUCACCGCCACAACAACAGCAGCAGCAGCAUCAGUCUCUUGCUUCUCACUUCGAUCUCUCAAAUUUCGUGGAAAAUCUAGCUGAUGCAGUUGAGAAUGGCUCUCGGGAUCAGCAUGCCGAUUCUUUGAUCAGUGAGCUGAACAGUCGAUUUGAUAAAUGUCAACAGCUUUUGAAUUCUAUAUCUGGGAUAAUCGGUACAAAAUCUAUGACUGUGGAAGGACAAAAGCAUAAAUUGGAAGAGAGCGAACGCUUGCUCAAACAGAGGAGGGAUUUGGUUUCCAAUUAUAAAAGUUCUGUUGAAGAGCUGAUCAAGUCAGAGCCUUGAUAAAUUCUCCAAUUCCAAUUUUAAUUAAAUAUGCAGUUUCAGGCAAUGAAUUUCGGGAGUGCUUCACUUUGCAAUAAUCCUAGGCUUGUCACUAGGGUUUGGAACUGAAGAUCAAAUAAAUCAAAGUCAUACAAUUUCUUAUAAAUCCAAGCCCCUCUUUUCUGUUCUGGUUAUAUGAUUUAUGCUGCAUUAAUAAUUAAUAAUCUCAGUGAAGAGUCUAUGUUAAAGUUUCAGCAUUAUUUUUAAGUGUAUCAGAAAAUUUUCUGCAGCCUGUUACUAAGUUAUCUAUGAAGAGGUCUCUGUGUAUUGUAUCAUUUUCACAAACAAUAAAUGUCAAUAAGUAUUUGGUGAUAGUUUGCAUUUAAGUGCCAAGAAAUGCAGUCAAAACUUUCAUCGAGAUGAAGUGAAUUGGUUAUUAGCACAUGAUGCAAUUUCAUGGCCUAAA